AUGGUUCGCGUCGUAUCACUGAGCGGGCGAGAGGUCGACGUCCGCUCGGGUCCCGAGGACACCUUGGGCGAUAUCGCCGAGAAAGCCAGAGUGGCACUCGGCACCUGCCGCGGACGGCUUCUCCUCGGCACCGACGUCCUCGACUUCGACAGCAAGAUGAAGGAUGUGGGGGAUGGAGUCCUGACGUUCCAGUCAAUUUUGCCCCGCACGCUGGCGAGUUUGAGGGCAUACACGAUCCUGUACGGCGACGGCACCGCGGAGGCGGUGGGGGACCCUGAUCUCGGUGGCCGAGGUGGCGCGCAGGGGGUGAAGGCGGGCCCUGCCCUCUUGCUCUGCCCAGGUCUCUUCGGCGCGGCGCCUGGAAUGCUUGCCUGGAGUCUUCGGCACGGCUCGCGACGGCUUCGCGCAUCGCCUGGGCCCUGGUGCUCUCUUUGCUGCCUCUUCGAAGCCGGCUGGUUGGCAUGCUUGUGCACUCGUCGCAGCUUUGUUGAUUUCCCGAGCCCCCCAGCUUCAGGGCUAGGUGCGAUGACGCACUUUCGCCGCUCGACGGCCGUGCACGUGGUCCUCGACCCCGCGCUGCCCGACCUGGCUCGGGUCGGCGCUCGCCUCGGCUUGGGCGACUAUCCGGCCUGCUGCGACUGCCUGCUGGAGCUCCUGGACGCGAGCCGGUGCUCCGAGUCUGACCGGAUCACGGUUCAGCGAGCCAACGCUGAGUUGCAGAGGCUCCGGAACAAGCUGGACCUCUUUCCCGAGUCGGAGCUGUCCAAGGCUCGCCAAGAGGCGCAAGGGGCGCCAUCUGCCGCGGAGCAGAUGUUUGUGACGCUGCCUUCGCAGUCGGCAUCUGCCAAGAGCCGCUCCGUUCUUCAAGGGCGAGGUUUGGGAAGGGGCUCCUCUGCUCCCAAGGCCAGUUUGGACAAGUUCAUGAAGCAGAUGAGGAAUACGACCGAGGUUGCACAGCCCAGCGAGCCGGUUGCAGAGCCCAGCGAGCCGGUUGCAGAGCCCAGCGAGCCGGUUGCACGCAGCGAGCCGGUCGCACGCAGCGAGCCGGAGGUUGCAGAGCCCAGCGAGCCACAGUCCAGCGAGCCGAUUGCACACAGCGAGCCGGUUGCAGAGCCCAGCGAGCCGGUUGCACAGCCCAGCGAGCCGAUUGCAGAGCCCGCGGUUGCACUCAGCGAGCUGGUUGCAGAGCCCAGCGAGCCGGCGCAGCCCAGCGAGCCAGAGCCCGCGGCGGCGCAGGUUGCAUUCAGCGAGCCGGCACAGCCCAGCGAGCCGGCGGAGGAGGCAUCAGCCGAGCCGGAGCCCUUCAUGAACGGAAAGCUGGGCGAGCCGCUCAAGGAGUACAGGGACCACGUGGUUGCGAAGCAAGACUUUGAGCACUACGGCCCGGACUGCCCGCUGGAGGAAGUCCGACGCUUCCGGGAGUGCCUCUAUCGCGACGAGAAGGACACGGCGAACUUCAACCCCUACUGGGUCGUGCUGGAGUUCCCCACUCGCACUGGUGUGGGGCAGCUGCCAGAGUGGAACGGCGCGAUGGCCUUCUGUCUUCGCGAAGGCGAUCCCACGAACUUCAUGCUCGUGAGCAAGAACAAGGGCGUCGCGGUGCGGGCCGAGAACGUCUUCAAGGUGAAGAAGGAUUGCCUGCCCGCGCUGUUCUCCGCGAUCCUCCAGGCCGGCUGGCAGCGGGGCAACAUCCGCAUCUUCGACAAGGGGGGCCUACUCGCGGCGGAGUUUUCCCCACGGGCGGCGCUCCGAAGCCUGGAGCACCUCGACCCCGUCGGCUACAUGUCCCACAUGGCCAAGCUGGAGGACCGCUUCGGAGGCGACACGGCCCUGCGGACUCGCAAGCGCAAGGCCACGACCGAGGAUGAGUACAUCUACGUGCAGCGGGAGGCCCUCAACAAGCUCCGCAAGGCCGUUGAUGAGGAAAAGGAGGCCAAGGCGAUGCUUGCGAAGUCCACGCUUUCCAUCGCAGACUUCAACUACGAGACCUGCCAGUGCUGGUAUUGGGACGAGCCGAGUGGCUGCAAGAAGUCCGUGCCCUUGGACGAGGCCGUUGCCACCGCCAUCCAGACGAGGAGAACCAUAGUGCUUUACGGGCCUCCAGGUCGAGGCAAAUCGCCCUUCGCCAAGGCACUGGCCGGCUGGUACAUGCAGCACGUCCUGGAAGGCAAGAUCGACGAGAUGAUCUUCACCGGCACCGUGGACAGCCUCCGCAAGGCGUACCAGUUCAACCUGCUUCAGGGCGGGCGGCCCCUGGUUUUCGAUGAUCUCCUUGCCAACCGGCAAAACGUGGGGAGCCAAGGCGGAGGACCGGACUUUGUCAAGCAGCUCUUGGGCAUCUCCCGGGAUGAUCGAGCGACUCUCCAGAGUCGCUACGCAGACAUGCAGAUCCCGCAGGAUUGCCUGAGAAUCAUGACAGUUCAAGAUGUCGACAAGGUGCACCCGGGGCUCCAGGUCAUGCACAGCGCCACGGAAACCCACAUCCCCAAGGAGUUCUGCGGGGACUUGCAUGACAUGCCCAUCAAGGAGCAUUUCGACGUGGACCGCCGGGCAAUCCUCAAGAGGAUGGUCGCGAUCUUCGUCCCCGAUGGCAUCCUGAAAGGCGAGGUGCUGGGUGGCCGCGUCGAGUCUGAUCAGGAGAACAUCGCCAGGCUGCGGGAGCUCUGGAGUAAGACCGUCGGCUGA
Symbiodinium sp. CCMP2592 is the source of this 2685-nucleotide messenger RNA. Lineage: Eukaryota; Dinophyceae; Suessiales; Symbiodiniaceae. The record is from the annotation of a GenBank genome assembly.